AUGCCGGGCCGACUCCCUACCAAAGCUGACUUUCCGUCGUCAGCGACGCUCAGCAUCACGCCACCACCGUCUUCGCAGCCGCCCACCAACAUCUUGAUCCUCCUACACGGACUCGGCGAUACGAACGCACCCUUUACGAAGCUCGGUGAGCAGCUGAAUCUACCUGAAACAGCGUGUCUCGCCUUACAGGCACCGAACCCCGUGCCGUUCGACCUCGGUGGAAUGCACUGGGGUGAAGACAUGAUCUUCGACUCCAGUACCGGCGAGAUGGACAUGGAUACCGGUCUCCAGGGGUCAACACGCCUGGUACUAGACCAGAUCAUCCGCGAAGGUCUCAUUGGGAAAUGUGGCUACAAAGGACGAGAGAUCAUGAUCUUUGGAUUCGCGCAAGGCGGCAUGGUCGGAUUGCAGGUUGCAGCCGAGCUCGAGGAAGAACUAGGCGGGGUAAUAAGUAUCGGUGGGCCACUCUCACAAUCAGUGUCCCUGAAAGCUCUGCAGAACAAGAGCAAGACCCCGGUGCUGGUGUGCAAGGCAAACAAGAAGUCUGCAGUCACGGACAGUGCUACGACGAAGCUGAAAGACGCUUUCGACUAUAUCGAGUUCAAAGAGUGGAAGAAGAACGGCGACGGUAUGCCAAGUAGUCGCGAAGAGAUGCUGCCCAUUAUGCAAUUCUUCGCACGCAGGUUACGAAGUACCAAAGGAGUUCCUGCAGGUAGCGUUGAGAUCAGUUAG
Alternaria postmessia is the source of this 732-nucleotide messenger RNA. RefSeq lists its product as uncharacterized. Gene Ontology annotation, molecular function: palmitoyl-(protein) hydrolase activity; carboxylic ester hydrolase activity. The record is from RefSeq and is a predicted model, not a curated record. Gene Ontology annotation, cellular component: cytoplasm. NCBI's taxonomy places the organism in Eukaryota, Fungi, Ascomycota, Dothideomycetes, Pleosporales, Pleosporaceae. Gene Ontology annotation, biological process: protein depalmitoylation. The transcript has 2 exons. The coding region runs from base 1 to 732 and encodes 243 amino acids.